Messenger RNA from Budorcas taxicolor (takin), 1757 nucleotides. It is a transcript of the gene FAM114A1, whose product is annotated as family with sequence similarity 114 member A1. Bases 42 to 1757 code for a protein of 571 amino acids. Lineage: Eukaryota; Metazoa; Chordata; Mammalia; Artiodactyla; Bovidae. The record is from RefSeq and is a predicted model, not a curated record. The transcript is spliced from 14 exons.
UCUCCUUCUGCCUUGCUCUGAUAAGGACACUUGUGAUUUCAAUGAAGACCCAUGCAGAUAUUAAAAUGUCUGACAAUGGUGAUGACAUGUUAGCCUCUGGAGACAAAGAAGAAAUUACCAACAAGCCCAGCAGUGAUACUUUACCCAAAGAUGCAGAAGUGCACUGUGAUUCAGCUGCAAUUUCAAAUGAGCUAACGCCAGCGAAUCCCAGAAGAGAUGUGCACGAAAAUGAGGCUGUUCAGGGUGCAGAGACUGCUGACACUGGACUCGCCGAGGAGCCCAAAGACCUUGGCGCCAUGGAGCUGCCCCUCAACGGAGAAGUGACUGAGGAUGCCCUCGCUGAGUGUGUUGAUGCCGUGAGCCUCGAGGCAGAACCUGGAUCCGAAAUACCCCUGAAAGAACAGAGUGAUCCGACUGCAGAUUCCUCUCCACGUGGAGGGGGAUGGGCAGGCUGGGGCUCCUGGGGCAAAUCUCUGCUCUCGUCAGCAUCUGCCACAGUAGGUCAUGGAUUGACAGCAGUGAAGGAAAAGGCGGGGGCCACCCUCCGGAUUCAUAGUGUGAACUCUGGCUCUUCCGAAGGGGCCCAACCUCAUGAUGAAAAUGAAGUCUCUCAAAUAGCCGAUGCAGCCGCAGAUCAGAGCCCCGCAGAAAGCCCACCCACUUCCCCUUCCUCGGGGUCUCGGGGCAUGCUGUCAGCCAUUACCAAUGCGGUUCAGAACACAGGUAAAAGUGUCUUAACUGGUGGUCUUGAUGCUUUGGAAUUCAUCGGCAAGAAAACCAUGAAUGUCCUUGCAGAAAGUGACCCAGGUUUUAAGCGGACCAAGACACUCAUGGAGAGAACUGUUUCUUUAUCUCAGAUGUUACGGGAGGCCAAAGAGAAGGAGAAGCAGAGGCUGGCACAGCAGCUCACGGCCGAGAGGACCGCACACUAUGGGAUGCUGUUUGAUGAGUAUCAAGGUUUGUCACACCUGGAAGCCCUGGAAAUUCUGUCCAAUGAAAGCGAAAGCAAGGUUCAGUCAUUUUUAGCAUCACUUGAUGGAGAGAAGCUGGAGGUCUUAAAAAAUGACCUAAUUUCCAUUAAAGACAUCUUUGCAGCCAAAGUAUUCGAGAAUGAAGAGAAUCAAGAAGUGCAAGGCAUAGAAGAAAACAAAGAAGAGUUUGCUAGCAUGCUUACAGAGCUUCUCUUUGAAUUACAUGUUGCAGCCACACCUGACAAACUCAAUAAGGCCAUGAAAAAAGCUCAUGACUGGGUGGAAGAGGAUCAAACUGUGGUAUCAGUAGAUGUGGCUGAAGAGCCAGAAGACAAAACUGAGAAGGAAGAAAAGGAAGAGAAACCUGAAAACCCUGAAGAAGACAAGAAGAAAGAAAAGACAAAUAAGACAGUCGAGGAAGUGUACAUGCUGUCCAUUGAAAGCCUGGCAGAAGUAACAGCUCGCUGUAUUGAGCAGCUUCAUAAAGUAGCAGAAUUAAUUCUUCAUGGACAAGAAGAAGAAAAAUCAGCUCAGGACCAAGCAAAAGUUCUGAUAAAAUUAACUACUGCAAUGUGCAAAGAAGUGGCCUCAUUAUCAGAGAAGUUUACAACUUCUUUAACCACUGUUGGGAGCAACCAGAAGGCCGAGGUCCUUAACCCCAUGAUCAAUAGUGUAUUGUUAGAGGGCUGCAAUAGCACCACAUAUAUACAGGAUGCCUUCCAGCUGCUGCUGCCUGUCCUGCAGGUUUCACACAUCCAGACCAGUUGUUCCAAAGCACAGCCAUGA